AGUCUUUGUUUACGUUUAUUCCUGGCACGUUUUGAAAAUCAUAAAUUCUGGAAAUUUAAGUGUAUUUAAAAAACUUCAAAAUGAUUACAUGAAAGAAUUGUAAUCAUUGAAUAUAGCGACACUAGAAUAGUCAUUCAGGAGCGUGUUGAAUAUUGAAAUUUGGCUGAUUUAUGGAACAGUUGAAAAUUAAAAAUCUCGUUAUCGAGUACAGAUCAAGAAUACAAGCAGGAAACUGUUUCAUUCAUUUUAAUAAUGCUCUUGAUCAACAUCAGACAAAGGUGUCUUUGAAAGCAACAGAAAUCAUUAUUCAGGUCGACGAUGAUGUUUAUAAAGUUGAAACAAAAGAAUUUUUCGACAUCAAUAUUAAGUCGUUCCAUUCACUGCUCGUCAAGGAUACUUUCAUCAGCUUUAGAUUUAUCACAGCAAACAACAAGCAAUUUGAUACUGAAGUUCUCAAAGUAAAUGGAUCUUAUGAUAAAGGACAGAGAAUUAAAUUAAAUUUCGAUUCGAGUAAUGGAGAAGAGGAAGAAGUUUCUGUAACUUGCUCUAAUUGUGGAUCUCUUUUAACCACCUCUAAGACUAUCACUUUAAAACGGAUUCUCGAACUGCCAUCAAACAAUUUAGACGUCUCAGAUUGGUUUUGUCAUCGACAUAAUGAUGAGAAAAUUUUUAACAACUCACACACGGAACGUGACUCAUCAUCGAACUGUUUUAACGAAGAAACGCAACAAUUUCAACCAAAGACAAAUGAUUUAUUCUAUGGACCAUUUUGCCUUCUUAUGAAUUCUUCGCUUUUUGAAAAAAGUCGUUUUAGGCAAAAAAGAAACUUAAUUCAUUGCAAACGAUGUCUUCAAUUGCUGGGCGAAAGCAAUUCAAAUUCGCAUAUAAAGUUUUGGUGGGAAAGCAUUCAUUUCACAAAUAAACUUUUCUUUGCCGUAGACAACCCAAUCGUUCUCAUUAAAAAUGUUAUCAGAAAUCAUCUCUCAACCGAUGGUCUAGUAGUUGUUACUCCUAUUGUAAAAAUAAUCUUCGAAACUACAAUUCCAAAUGCUGAUCAAAAGAUGCACGUACUCAUUCAAGUAAUGGAGAAACAUCUUCAACUACUUCAGUUAAAUAUGGAAAGCUCUCAACUUGCUGAAAAGAAAUCGAUAAAAGUUAUGUACCUGAUGCUAAACCAAAGCAAUGCUGACGACGAAAGAACGCUUAAAUAUUGGCAGAAAGACAUCAACACAACAACAUUUGAGUUAUCAUUUAAAAUGUUUCAUACGCUUUGUGAAUAUCUCAAAACUCAAUCGGAAUUAAUACCAGAAGUUUAUCGUACUAACAAUUGCUUCCAGCUGAGUUACAUUGAGUUAAGCAAUGUAAAUGUUUGAGAAUAAACUUCUUGAAAAUAUUUUUACACAAAGAAAGAAAAACAAUAAAUUAAAUAUUUAUUAAACUAAAUAAGUUUCUAUUCUAAAUAUACUUUUCUUAAUGACCU
Molecule: messenger RNA, 1480 nt
Organism: Clunio marinus
Lineage: Eukaryota; Metazoa; Arthropoda; Insecta; Diptera; Chironomidae
Source: the annotation of a GenBank genome assembly